CAGGAUAUUGGAUAUUUCCGAGGAGGACUUGAAGGCAGCACAAACGGCAACUAGUGAUACAGUCGGGAAGCAAAUAUGGAGGAAUACCCGAAACAAACCGAAAACCUCGACGACCCUCCCAACAGCCGGCUUUUCGUGGUCACAAGUCGGUCCAUAACCGAAGAUGAGCUUCGGGAAAGUUUCUGUGUGUUCGGGGACAUUCAUGGGAUUUGGGUCGUCAAAGAUAAGCAGACAAAGGAGUCCAAAGGAAUCUGUUAUGUGAAGUUCGCCAAGUCGUCGCAGGCCUGUCUGGCAAUGGAGGAAAUGCACGGCAAAGUGCUGAUGGAAGGGACUAAACCCAUCAAGGUGUUUAUUGCCCAGUCACGGUCUUCAACGAGACACAGAGACGUUGAGGAUGAGGAGCUGACCAGGAUCUUUGUCAUGAUCCCCAAAACCUUCUCGGAGGAGGAUCUUAAAGACACAUUUAAAGAGUAUGGUGAUAUUGAAUAUUGCGUGAUCAUCAAGAAUAAGGCUACAGGCGAAAGUAAAGGACUGGGCUACGUGAGAUACUACAAACCCUCUCAAGCAGCUGUCGCCAUAGAGAACUGUGACAAAACUUACAGGGCAAUCCUGGCUGAACCUCGCACCAAGACGACGGCAUCAGAAGACUACUCCGGGGGAGCGCCCAGAGGUGAUUACGCGGGCGGUGCCGCUGACUCCAUGAACCCGUAUGCCUUCCCUAUGGGUGGCGGUAAUGUCUCCAGAAACUCAGCAAAGCAGCAGCAAAGGCAGGGAAGAAGACGGCUAGCAACUGACCCUGGCAACUACUCGGUCAAUAUGGACUACCGCUCUGGGGACCGCUCGGGGGACCGCUUGGGGGACCGCUCUGGGGACUUCACACGGUGCCUGAUGAUGUCAACACGGGCCGCACUUACCCAGGAGCAGAUUUUCUCUCUCUUUGACAUCAUUCCUGGCAUGGAAUACUGUGAGCUGCAGAGAGACUCUUAUGGGUUGAGCAAAGGUCAUGCUUUGAUUCGCUACGCCAAUCUGGGAUCAGCUGUUUACGCCAAGGAAAAGCUGAAUGGCUUUGAAUAUCCACCUGGCAACAGACUGGCAGUCAAUUUUGUUGACGACGGAGAGGACCGCAGCAGUCCUGUAGGUCGGAUGGCCAUGCAGUUUGUUGCAACCCAGAUGAUGUCUGCAGCGUGGAACGGACAUUCUUCCAGCCAAGCAAUGAAACCUAGCUACCCUGCUGUCGCCCCGAUGCCCCGGGUUCAGACAGACGUCAACCUGCCCCCUCUGAAGAAGCUCGCUCCACCCGACAGCAAGGCAAAGGAGCGCUUGUUUGUUGUCUUCAGCCCCGCCCCGCUGCCCCCAGAUGUGCUGGAGGACGUUUUCUGUCGCUUUGGUUCCCUGAUUGAGGUCCAUUUGGUUCCUGGGAGGAAGGUUGGAUACAUGAAGUAUGCAGAUAAACAGUGUGCAGACGAUGCCUUGGCAGCGCUCCACGGUCGGGUCGUCAAUGGAGUAAAGAUGAAGGUGAUGCUGGCUGAUCCUCCCAGAGAGGAAUCUCAUAAACGUCCUCGCACCUACUAGGACCACGUGAACGAAAUGAACGGCGACUGUUGUCAUGACACAAUGACACCUGACCUGACCGACCGACCGACCGACCGACAUCAAGCCCUUCUCUCGACCUCUUGACACGACCCUUUUGAGACCUGUCUGACUCUCACUGAUAAAACGAGUAAACGCUAGCAUCCACUACUAAAGCAGAGUCUUAAUCCUAUACAGUCUGCAAGCAGCAACAACGUACACGGUGUGUGCCGUUUGUGGUAAGCUUCAUGCUUUUUAUGCUUUUUUUUUUUUUAAAUAUUUUUUUUUAAGUACAGUA
Messenger RNA from Sander lucioperca (pikeperch), 1867 nucleotides. RefSeq names its product RNA binding motif protein 45 (gene rbm45). Lineage: Eukaryota; Metazoa; Chordata; Actinopteri; Perciformes; Percidae. The record is from RefSeq and is a predicted model, not a curated record. The transcript has 12 exons. Bases 76 to 1572 code for a protein of 498 amino acids. Gene Ontology annotation, molecular function: RNA binding.